AUGUUGAAGGCGGCGCUGGAACAGGAAAACAGGAAGGCGACGGCAGCUUCGUCCACAUCCUCCACCACAUCUGCCUCCGCCUCGGCGCCGUCUGUGGACAAUCGCGCAGCAGCGGCACCGCAGGCGAAUGAAGGCGGCCACGGGGGUUCCAUCCUGCAGCGAGAUUUGACGAGGCGCGAGUCGUUCAUUGCCAACAACGUGCACGUACUCAAGCCCACCUUCCAGAUCAAAGGUCUGCACACCAUCAUCAGGGACAAGAACACGAAGCGAGAGGAUUUCAUCUUCUACUCCGACCGCCUCAUUCGACUCCUCAUCGAAGAAGGCCUCAGCUACCUCCCCUUCCGCGAGAAGACCGUGACGACGCCCACCGGAGCUCAGUACAAGGGAGUGGAAUGGGCGGGCUCCAUCUGCGGCGUCUCCAUCGUGCGAGCCGGCGAGAGCAUGGAGGCCGGUCUGCGAGCGGUGGCCAAGUCGGUGCGAAUCGGAAAGAUCCUCAUCCAGCGCGACGAGAAGACGGCCCAGGCCAAGUUGUUCUAUGUGAAGCUGCCCGAGGACAUCGCCGAGCGAUACGUGCUCCUGCUCGACCCCAUGCUCGCCACCGGAGGCACCGCGAUCAAGGCGAUUGAGGCGCUGCUCCAGCACGGCGUGAAGGAGGAGAAGAUCCUCUUCCUCAACCUCAUCGCCGCCCCCGAGGGCAUCAAGGUGAUCACGCAGGCGUUCCCGCGAGUCCACAUCGUCACCACCGAGAUCGACGAGAAGCUCAACGACGUCAAGUUCAUCGUGCCCGGCAUUGGCGACUUUGGCGAUCGCUACUUUGGGACGGACAACUGA
Molecule: messenger RNA, 831 nt
Organism: Acanthamoeba castellanii str. Neff
Lineage: Eukaryota; Discosea; Longamoebia; Acanthamoebidae
Product: uracil phosporibosyltransferase
Exons: 9
Coding region: 1-831 (276 amino acids)
Source: RefSeq, a predicted model, not a curated record